AUGCCCGUCGACCGCACCAAGAACCGCUCCCUGGCCAUGCUGGACAAGGCGUGGAAGGGCGGGUACGCGGUCCCGGCCAUGUGCUGCUACAACAUCGAGUCCAUCAUCGCGACCAAGCGCGCUGCCGAGGCGGCCAACUCGCCGGCCAUGAUCCUCCUCUUCCCCUGGGCCAUCGAGUACGCCGACUCGGCGCUGGUGCGGGCGGCGGCCGACGCGGUCCGCACGUCGACCGCGCCCUUGGCCCUGCACCUGGACCACUGCCAGACGCCCGAGAUGGUGCGGCGGGCGGCCGACUUUGAGCAAGGGUUCGACAGCAUCAUGUGCGACAUGAGCCACUACGAAAAGGACGAGAACCUGGCCCUGACCAGGGAGCUGUCCGAGUACUGCCACGCGAGAGGGAUCGCCACCGAGGCGGAGCCGGGCCGCAUCGAAGGAGGCGAGGACGGCGUCGCCGAGACGGCCGACCUCGAGGGCUUGCUGACGACGCCCGAGCAGGCCGAGGAGUUUGUGGCGACGGGAAUCGAGAUGCUGGCGCCGGCGUUCGGCAACGUGCACGGCGAGUACGGCCCGCGGGGGAUCCAGCUCGAGUACGAGCGGCUCGGGUCGGUGAACCAGGCGGUCGGGGACAGGGUGAGGCUGGUGCUGCACGGGGCGGAUCCCUUCACCGAGGAGAUUUUUCAAAAGUGCAUCAAGCUCGGCGUGAGCAAGAUCAACAUCAACAAGGGCAUGAACAAGCACUACGCACGCGUGCAGGAGGAGAUGCGCGGAAAGCCGCUGACGACCGUCAUCGAUGCCGGGACCAAGGCCAUGCAGGUCGCCAUCGAGGAGUACAUGAGGCAGUUGGGCAGUGCUGGCAAGGCAUAA
This is a messenger RNA of Pyricularia grisea, 864 nucleotides long. RefSeq lists its product as uncharacterized. Gene Ontology annotation, biological process: carbohydrate metabolic process. The record is from RefSeq and is a predicted model, not a curated record. The transcript has a single exon. Gene Ontology annotation, molecular function: zinc ion binding; aldehyde-lyase activity. Lineage: Eukaryota; Fungi; Ascomycota; Sordariomycetes; Magnaporthales; Pyriculariaceae. The coding region runs from base 1 to 864 and encodes 287 amino acids.